AUGAGCUUCACCACGCUCAGUCGGCGCCACACCAUUGGUUCCCUUCGCCAGUUGCCUCCUGCUACUCCAAGCAAGAACUUCUGUAAUGAUGGAAAGCCGACCCCAACUCCGUCGUCAUACGACACGGCUUUAGGAUUUGAGCAGUCGGUCUUCGGUAACCAUGGCCAUCGUAUCGAUGAUCCUUCGAAGGUCUGGAUUGGCGUCGCCGUCGCUUACACCUUCAUCAUGGCCCUUGGCAUGACGCUUCUUUUCUUUCAGCGCUUCGCGCACACGGCUCGUAUUCGCGGUUACUGGUUGACCUGCUCAUCCGUCCUUGCAUUGCACGUCUACCUCAGCCUGAUCUUCCUGGCCUAUCCCCUCAGGUUCUGGUACAAAUGCUCGGCCGAAUUCUGGACUAUGGCUCUGAUCUUCCCGGUUGGUCUGGGACUCUAUCAGAUUUCUAAUUCGCGGAUCAUAUUCUACUACCAGACCCAGCAAGAGCUUCUGGUGAUGCCAAAGCGCAACAAGAAAGGCCGAGCUCCCAUCUGGUUUAUGCACCCACGUGCCUUCUUGAGGUACCACAAAAACAUGGAUUUUGUCACCAAAACGCGCGUCUUCGUUUACGCUACCUGGGCUUCCACUAUCUUCGCUUGCACCUUCAUGUACCUUGGAUCCAUCAAUUUCCACGAGAGUUACGGACUCUUUGGAGAGUGGUCAGGAAAGGCCAACUGUCACCGCGGACCGCAUGGAGAAUGGGUGCCGACGGCCAUCUCACAGCUCCUUAUUUGCUGGGUUUGGGGCCCGUACACCCUCUGGUACGCCAGGAACAUUCGAGACUCCCACUAUUGGUCGCUGCAGACAUUCGUUAAUCUCAUUGCCGGGAUGCCCGGAACUCCGCUUUGGAUGGCGUUUUUGUAUUCGAACAAUCCGACCGUCAUCGCCAUUAAUCGCUGGUUCCCUCAUUCCGGAUGGUUCAUUCCUGGAAUCGUGACGAUGCAGAUGGGCACCUUCGUCUUCCCCAUUCUUGAUUUCUGCCGGACGCCUGUGUACAUGGCAGACGUAGAGGGAGAGGGUGAACACACAAACCUAGGUUCUUCCCCCGAUCUCAACCGGAGGUUCAACAAAGCCAUGACUUCCAUGGCAGCCUUCGAGAAUGCACUGGAGAACAACAUUCAGCCACUGUUGGUUUGGGCAGCCAACCGCAACUUCACGGCAGCUGACAUCAAUUUCCUUGUCUACGUCCGCAACUGGAAGAACAUCUGGAGCGGCCCGAGCAGGCACAACCAAAUGAUGACUCAGACCCAGGAACGUCACCGUUAUGAAGAUGCGGCGGUCAUCUUCUUUACUUUCAUCAACCCGACAACAUCCAAGGUGACGGUCAACAUCGGCGACGCUACUUACAGGACCAUCUCCCAGUACUUCACUGACGUGCUGGCGCAUGACCUGCCUGGAGAAGGGACCAGCAGCUUCUUCUCAAUUCAACAGCAAGUUGCGCCUUGGGAAAAGGAUGAGCCCAUGUCGCCGAUUCUGGGAACGGAGGGCUUCGACAGGACUAGGCUGCAUUACGUUGGCGGUGAUGAUGACUACGAUGAGUACGAUGCCAUCCCGAAGGGUUUCAACCUGUCCGUCUUCGACGAUGCCUACAAUGUCAUCAAGGACGAUAUCUUCUACAACACUUGGCUUCGCUACGUUAAUGACCUGGAUACGAGCAGUGACUCGGGAGGUGCGAGCGAGCACACCUGCACGGAGGCGUGCACGCACGGCAGCAUGACACCGAGUCCUCUGUCGGAGCCUCCUCAGGCGCACACCAGUGCAGCUCGCUCUCCUGAGAUCUGA
This is a messenger RNA of Lasiodiplodia theobromae, 1815 nucleotides long. Its product is annotated as Integral membrane protein. Lineage: Eukaryota; Fungi; Ascomycota; Dothideomycetes; Botryosphaeriales; Botryosphaeriaceae. The transcript is spliced from 7 exons. Bases 1 to 1815 code for a protein of 604 amino acids. The record is from RefSeq and is a predicted model, not a curated record.